This is a messenger RNA of Diaporthe citri, 387 nucleotides long. RefSeq lists its product as uncharacterized. NCBI's taxonomy places the organism in Eukaryota, Fungi, Ascomycota, Sordariomycetes, Diaporthales, Diaporthaceae. The transcript has a single exon. Bases 1 to 387 code for a protein of 128 amino acids. Gene Ontology annotation, molecular function: DNA binding; protein dimerization activity. The record is from RefSeq and is a predicted model, not a curated record.
AUGUCCUGCCCAACUAAAACUACCAAGAACACGUAUCAGGUUCAGAAAUCUUGGAAUCAGCGGAAGCGCGGCAUUAUGAAGAAAGCCGAUGAGAUUCGCGACAAAUUUGAAGCCAAAGUUGCCCUGUUCAUCGAGAAGGACGGCGUGCUCCACGCGUACCAGUCUCACAACAACUUCCCCGAAACGGUGCCAGGUCAUCUAAGGCCUGCAAAUAGGAUGUCUCCCAAUGAUUUCAUAACGGUCGCUGAUCAAUUGCGUCACUUCGAGACUGGCAUGAGCAAGCCCCCAACUCCUGCUUCAACCGUCGAUCUCAUGGACCACAUCAAACCAUUGCCGAUGCAUAUGCACGUUACUCAAACACGGCGCCUUUUCGACAUGGACUUCUAG